CUUUAUUGUACACAAAGCAGGAACUCACCGUAAAUCGUCAAUUUGGUAGCAGGCAGAAUGAAAAAUGCUGCCAUAGCACCCCCAAUCAUGUCUUCCAGUACUACUUCCGGAUCAUCUCGGGGCAUCAGCAAUAAACGUCAACAGCAGAUUUACAGUCCAGGUAGUGGACCGCUACGGAAAACCGACUCAAGUGCGAACAACCGAUCGCAUCAUUCCGAUCAACCAGACGAUCAGCCAAGGUCACGUUGGACGGUUGAAGAAUCCGAUGGCGUAACAAGUGGUUCAAACCGGGGCAGUUCUUCUGCCCAAGUCCAGCAUUCCACGAUGGACCCAGGCGUGUCCGGAAACCGUCCUGCAGGAAGCGUUAAUUGGCGGCUGGCAGGACAAUCAAACUAUGCUAACAAUCAUCCGGCACGCGACGAAAUGAGUUCAAGGAAUUUUUUACCGAAUAACGCCCCGGUAAACAGCCGGGCAGAUCGAAUGCAGCGUGACACGCGAAGUGUCGAACCCCGGUUUGUUGGCGGUUCGAAGAAAUCUUCCAUACCCUCGCUUUCGCACCUAGAGAACCUGGCACCCCGUUUACUGAAAAAAACACUCCAAGAUCUCGGACUUCCGCAGAACUAUCUAGAGAUUAAGCGAGCUGAACAUCAGCAAGCGAUGUCUCAAACGAUGCCGAAUCGUAACUGUUCUCGCCAGAAUCGAGGACGUAUACGCUAUUCGGGCGGUGGACCUAGUGGUGGAGCAGGAAAUAGUGGCUGCUACUCAAACACUGCAUAUAAUGCUGGACGAGCAAUGGGCGGUGGUCGACAAAUGAACGAUGACUAUUAUCCGCGUCCACGUAGUCGUUCGUCAGAGGUUGAUACCGUUCUGGAGAGAGGUUAUGCACCGCGAAGAAGUCAAAACAAUAGGGAGAGGAAUUUAGAUGCCGGAACAAGCAGUCGGAAUUCCAGUUGUGACCGAUCCAGGGGUACACCUAUCGGAUAUAGCGGUGACGGUAGUAGAACUGGAACCCGAUACAGACAGUACUCGACUGAUAGUAACUCAACAAUGCCUGAUAUGCUAAGUAACGACGAGCUUAGCGGUUUGGUUAACGAUGGUGUUCCUUUGUCAAAGUCAACUAAUCAUUGGAGUAAAAAGGAAUCAUUGGACUGGGCGGAUGAUGGAGGUUUGGAAUUGAAUGUGGCAGUUGACCAUCCGGGUAGACGAUGGCAAGGAAACGUUGAUAUGGACCUAGUACCACCGUCCUCUAGUAAAUCGGUCCCACCUGUAGGCAAUUAUCGCAACCGACAAAGAAAUCGAAGGGAUAAGCUUAAACGAUCAUCUGAUUCUCGAUCCCGAAAUGAUUAUUACGAUGAAUUUAAAGUGCCGUACCAACCGCAACGAGCUUCCAACCGCAGCCGACGAAAUUCUCAAUCAUCUAAUGUAAGUCGGGAUAAUAGUUCCGAGCGAGGCUACCCACGAGGCCAUGCUAAUCGACGAGGACAUUAUCGAGACUCUAGCAUCGAUCGAAACUAUGAAUCAGGCGGACGGUUUCGAAGACAUUCACGCGAUCGGUACAUGAAUCGUAGCCGGGAUAACAGCCUGAAGCGGGAGUCAGGUAAUCGACAGCACGAUGAAGAUUAUAGCGACAACUGGCGAUGUGCUAGUAACAAUGGAGCGGGACCGUUGGUCCAUAAAACUGAACAGGCGAUUGCUGAGAUGACAAAACAGUUCGAAAGCUCAAUCGGUAUUCAAAAAGCUCCCGGUGUGUUAGUCAUCCCAACGCGACUGCCGUCCAAUAAUACUGACACCAUGUCAACAGUGGGACCAGAUAACGAACGUGGAGCAACAAAGACUCUGUUUGAUCCAAAAAAUCCAUCCCAACCAAUUAUCGUAACACGUACGCAGGCAAGAACACAUCCGCGUGAAAGUUUCAGACGUGAUGAGACAAGAGACUUCGAAUCGAAUUUCAAUUUUAAAAUAUCGAGUGGACCGGCCUGGUACGAUGCAGAGCAAGCGAAACUGCUGCGUGAAAAGAACCUGGUCUACCAAGUAGUGGAAGCGGACGCGCAGCUUCAAGAAUUGGUUGAACGCGGCAACUUGUUCACUGAAUGGGAUGAAUUUAUGGCGAUUCGACACCGGUUGCAGCAAUUGCUUGAAAUUUUCUUGGUAAAGGAAAUGCGUUUCGCGCAGGAUGUAAAUUUGGAGCACCAUUUCUGGAAGCUGCUGUUUUACGGCAUAAUCGAACAGCUACGAAAGAUGCUAACUGAGACGCAGGAUGAGCAACAGAAGCAGUUCUUGCAGGAACGAGCACUCGAAGUGGUUGAAGGUGGAACGAAAUAUUUUGAACAACUUUUAGCAUUACUCGAGCGAGAGUAUCGAUUCAAUUUGGAACAAUUCAUUGGUGCGAAUGCUGCAUCGAGCGUGAAGGGUCUGCGCUAUGGGCUGGCGCUCGUCUCCUCCCAGAAAAUUUUCUUAUUUUUGGGCGAUCUGGCAAGGUACCGGGAACGGAUCACUCAAGGUCAAAACUACCGCAAAGCCACGCAGUGGUACGUGAAAGCACAACAAAUAUUGCCAAAGAAUGCACGGCCGUACAAUCAGCUUGCCUUACUAUCGGUAUACGCGAAACGAAAAAUCGACGCUGUUUAUUUCUAUAUGCGAAGUCUAAUGUCUUCUAAUCCCUUCGAAUCUGCACGGGAGAGUCUAAUGGAUUUGUUCAACGAAACGAAAAAGAAGUUCGAAAACAAUCAACGCAAACGUGCAGAAAAAUUAAAUGCAAAACGCAAGGGAAAAGAGCAACAGCGUGUCGAAGGUAAUUUGCGACGUGAAAUUUGGUUUCAUCCAGAGGGUGGAUUGCGUUUGCAUCGAACCGGGCCGAUGUAUCCGAUCGGUGCCGGGAAUUCUUGUGAUACGAGCGACGAUGAGGAAUUGAACAGUCUCAACACGAUCGACCUGAACAAGCGAUUUAUUGUCAGUUUUUUGCAUGUGCUCGGCAAAUUGAUCACAAAGACGGGCAUGGAAUCAUUUACCCAGUGUGCUUAUCAGAUGUUACGUGAGUUCCGUGCCUUGAUGCAGUAUGCUCCAAUCGCUGUUACCAGUUAUCGACUACUCCAACUAAUGUCGCUGAAUAUGUUUGCGAUCGAGAUGACAAAAUUAAAAGAUACAUCCACAACGCCGGUAACUCGGUCGGAGCUGCAGCAGUGUGCGCUCUCAUCCGGAUUGCUCAUGUUUGGGAUAUUGCUGGAGCGCUUAAUUUGGCUAAUACAGGAAGCGCUGGAAAAGGCUAAUGAUGAUACGAAUGGAACGAAUAACGAUGCGAACAGUGCGGAUGAAGUUCCGAAGCUUGUCCUGCCCGAUGAUGCCAAAGUGAUACUACCAGCAAUCAAGGUCUGGUGCGAUUGGAUGAUGUCUAACACGGAAAUUUGGAACCCACCGCCAUGCUGUGCUGAUCUAAAGAUCAGAAAAUCUAACGCCCAUGAUCCGUGGUCCGAAUUGGCGGUCCUGAUGAAUAUACUCAAGUGCUUGGAUACGAACCGGAGCAUACUGUCCGUGGAGCAAAAGCAUGGGUACGAAACAGUGCGACUGCCGGAAGAUGUUACCCUUGCCGGUUUCACACCACUUAUGUACUACGAACCGGAACCAAUUUUUGUGCAUCCCGACUGUGACAUGGAAGAGGCACAAAAUGUGCUACGCAUACAGAAGUUGCUUUAUUUCGGUACCGAUCGUUUGUGCAACUGUGAUCCGCCGGUGCUUUGCCGGGAGGCUGUACUAAGCGGGACGCCGGAAAGUGCUGCCCAGUUUUACAGCGUGGUAGAAAGUCGUAUCGAAGGGCUGGGUGAUAUUGGUUCAUCGGUGGAAAGCUUCAGCGAUGACGAAGCGCUACCAACACCGGACGUCCAGAACGAUGCCGGCAAUGCGCCGGAGAAUGCGGAACGCACCGAAAUACAGGCCAAAGUUGAGGGCUGGACAUCACCUUCUGCCGAUAGUGGCGUUCUAAGCUGUAACAAUAGCAACAGCCCGAGCAGCCUUGAAACGCGCAAGCUGUUGCGGCUGAAGGAUGAGCUCGAGCGCAAGCAACGGAUGCAGGAGAAACAUAACCAGCGAGUGCAAGACAUUCUUUCGCAAAGUACGAUCGCGGUCACCAUUGAAGUUCGCCCAAGGUUUUUAGUUCCAGACACGAACUGCUUCGUCGACUAUCUGUCAGCCAUUGAAAUGAUCGCAAAAGCGCAUCCACUUUACCAGCUAAUGGUACCAAUCAUCGUGAUUAACGAGCUCGAGGGCCUUUCAAAGGGAAUAAGACAUCCGACGCCGAAACAGCAAACGUUGGCUGGUACAGCAGUGAGCGAACUGUUAGUGCCGGCAUCGAAAUCAUUCGCACUACCUACUGCGCCUGCCAGUGCGGCGGACCCGGUUACACUACCAACCAGCAGUAGUGCGCUGAUACCUAACCUUCAGCAUGCCGCCAAGGUCGCCGAAUCAUCGAAGAAAGCGUUACUGUUCAUCAACUCACGCAAUCCAGCCGUCAAAUGCGUUACGACUAAAGGAUCCAUAUUGAAAACGUCAUCAUUCACGGAGGAGGAUGAUGUUGGAGAACUCAAGUCCAAUGAUGAUCGUAUACUGGAGACGGCGCUCAAUCUCUGUCGCCACAAUGCGAAGGACAAACAGAUCGAAAGUCGCAACCUUACUCUUGACGUCGUACUGCUAACGACCGAUAGAAACCUGCGCGUGAAAGCCAUAUCGAACGACCUUCCGGUGCGAGAAUUACCAGAUUUUAUCAAGUGGGCCGGACUGAGCGCUUAGCAAAUGGCGUCCCGGUUGGGAAACAGUUGGCUGGUAGCAUUUCGGUAGCGGAAGCGAAACAUGCAAGUGAGCAUACCGUGUACAUCUUAUUUAGUUAAUACUGAGUUUAAAAAUAAACGCAAAAUAGCGUACAUGGGUGGUUUCUUACAGUGCUUAUAGCACGUUCGGGUUUAAACUCGUUUUAAGGACUGAGUAUGUACAGCAACGAUCAAACGUAUAGUAAAGGUUGCAAAGAGUAGACAAGACCAGUAAGGUGUUACGCGAAAAAGAAAAAAAAAUAACAAAUUUUCGCAAAGGUGAUUUAUCAAAUCGUGGGUUUACCCCCUGGAAGAAUCAUUUUGCCACAAAGACCAAGAAAGGAAUAAAAAUUAAUAAUAUCUCCCAGGCGCGGUCAUGUGCGUUAGUGCUAUUUUAUCAUGCAACUUGACAAAGCAGCCUCCGUCACAAUAAGACGAUUGUUUUGCACGGAAAUGUAUCCCAACUAAAGGUAUAAUAGUUUACCCAAAAGACACAUAAUUUAUCACAAACCCCGAUUAUGUAUUGCAUGAUUAAACGAUUUAUUUUGGUUAAUUAUUGAACCCAAAUGUUCAUACCUAACACUUUGCCGUCUGGCAACACUGGAAUCGUGUUGAAAGAUCUGAAUGCCAUUCGAUGAUCUAUUCCGAGAACUCACAAAUCAAGCACAAAGUUGUGUUACCGGCAGUAUACAUUCUACUAUGUUAAUGCUAAAAUGUUCGCGUUCUAAACUACCAGUGGCUGGUAAAGUGUUAAUGCUAGAAUCUAUCAAUAUUUACCGAAAAUCCCGAUGAGAGAGAAAUUCUAAUGACAGUUCUAAAGACAAUGUUCGAAACAGUUGUAAUGCAAGCCAUGCAAAUACAGCCUAGGGGAUCUCAAACAGGAUCGAAGAGUUUCCAUCAAUAUUAAAAUUCUGUUUUAGAAAUUAUUAACUAUAUCACUCCAAAGCCGAAAAGAAAAUGUUACUAUAAAAAUACGACCAAUUGAAGAAUAACAUAUCUAGAAAAAUACGAUACGAACGAUACGAUCGGGGUUGUGUGUUUAGAUCAGAACUGACCUUCUAGAAUCCACAAUUCUAGCAAGCUAUUAGUGUACGAGCCGUUAUGGCCAAGCCCAUGCCGUUUCGUAAAAACAGCAGGCAGAGAAGAUCAGUUGUCAUUUGUUUGUUUGUUUUUUUAAAGAAAAGAAGGUUGUUAGCGCGUGAAUACCUUAAGACGGCCACUAAGUUUACAGUUAAGGUGCUCUUAAAGUGUUAAGUUCGUUGGUCCUUUUAACAAGUGAAAUGUAUCAGAAGUGCUAUUACUCGUCCUGAGUUUAACUAUAUGAAUAUUAAUAUUGGUUAUACAUAAUAUUGACAUCAUUUUACCAAGUACUCGUUACUCGUUUCGCUGCUUUCAUAAAGAGAGAUAAUUUAUGGGGGAAAAAAACUAUUUAAAAAAAAUACUCACUGUCUCACUGCGCUAAAUAUGUGAGUAGAUUAUGGUCUUUGUAUAACAUUUCUUUUAUUUCUCAUAUUCUAUUUAAAGUUUGGCUAUUAUUUUUUUUUUGCAAUCUUUUUUGAAGUUCUAGAAGUAGCCAGUGGGCGCUAGGAUUUUGCAUAAAGCGAACAUUCUAUGCUUUGUUCAGUUAAAGGGGAUAUACGUAACACAUCUUAUGUUCAAAUCAAUUGAUUGUUUGUUCUUUAAACUACAUGUGUUUUUAGUUUCUUUCUAUUCGUUCGUAACUCAAAUGCACUUUCGACUGAUGAUUAUACAACAGCAACUAGGCAAGAUGCUUUGUUUGCAAUGUACGCGAAACAAUUGCGAAAGGCUUAAUUUUUUUUAUUAAAUUAA
Anopheles moucheti is the source of this 6626-nucleotide messenger RNA. It is a transcript of the gene Smg6, whose product is annotated as telomerase-binding protein EST1A. Gene Ontology annotation, cellular component: telomerase holoenzyme complex. Gene Ontology annotation, biological process: nuclear-transcribed mRNA catabolic process, nonsense-mediated decay. Gene Ontology annotation, molecular function: telomeric repeat DNA binding; protein binding; telomerase RNA binding. The record is from RefSeq and is a predicted model, not a curated record. The transcript has 18 exons. Lineage: Eukaryota; Metazoa; Arthropoda; Insecta; Diptera; Culicidae. Bases 58 to 4779 code for a protein of 1573 amino acids.